Coregonus sp. 'balchen' is the source of this 7343-nucleotide messenger RNA. NCBI's taxonomy places the organism in Eukaryota, Metazoa, Chordata, Actinopteri, Salmoniformes, Salmonidae. The record is from the annotation of a GenBank genome assembly.
AUCGUUAACGCUGACAAACAACUUGUGGAUGGAUUCGCAGCAUGCAAAAAGUGCAAACGGGUGUUUGCCUAUGAUAGUCAAAGAACGGGCACUUCCAGCUUGAAAAAACACAUUGGGAGAUGCACGGUAAGACGGCUAUUGAUUGAUUACACAGUAGCCGACUGUAGUGUAGAACAAGGAGCCCAGUAGCGUUACCCUAUGAAUGACAAAUAUAGUUCGCUCGGGUCGAAGCUGUCGGGUUGCGAUUCAAUUCCAUGCGGUUCGGGUUGGGGUAGCAGUCUUUCCUAAUGGCGGUUUGCAGUCGGGUCCAGAUAGAUCCGUUUGUGGAGAAUUAUGGAAAAGUUGACUGUCGUAUUGCAGACACAUAGUGUUUGAGUGAGAAUUAAAAUAAUAUGUGGGCUAUUGUGAAACGGAAUGCUUGAUUCUAUAGUUACAUUUUGCAUUUGUAAACUGUGUCUGCUAUGUGGAGUGGUGAAGACGUUCGCAUUUAAUCAUCGCGCAUGCGCAAGUAAAUGUCAGUCUAGAUUCCAGACUGCUAGCUAGAAACAGUACGUUCAGGCGAGGUAGCGCAAAAUAUCCUUCCAUUAGCUAAUUAGACAGUGAGAAGCUGUGGUUGUGAGAUAUGGAAAGUAGAAGCAGAGACCGUAAAAAAAGUCACACCUGGAAAUAUUUCAAUGAAAUCUCGUCCGAAAGUGUGACAUGCAAGCUGUGUGCGGCUGUUCUGAAGCGGACGAGCGGAAGCACAACAUCCAUGUUAAACCAUUUAGAAAGGAUCCAUCAUCUGUCGUUAAGACAUAUAAAAACACAGCGAGAGCUGAUGGCUGCCGUUAGAGGUAAGACUCCUGUAAGUGUUUUAUUUAACUCUUAGGCGAUUACUAUAGCAAAUUCCUGUUGAUAGCUGGACAGGUCCCCCCUCGGCAAGUUUCUCGGCUUCCUCAGUUUGUACCGUAUAUACUCUUCACGAGGUUGCCAUUUCAAAGUGUGCCUCGCAUUUGUUUUAACCCCAAAUACAGUUAAUACGGUAAAUGGCCGAUAUUUAGUCAGAGCAGAGGAUUGCUAACAACUAUUUCCGAGAAGAACCAGGCGAGUCUGCUGUUCUAGUCAGUUGUAAGAUUAUCUGGUUUGGUUGUCCAUUGGUUCCUUUCAUUCACAAAAUGUCAACACCAAGUUCACCCAGUUUUGGUUCAACUGUCGCACAGCUCCGACAGAAUUAAAGCUUCACUGGAUAAAUGUAAACCCUGCGACCAAAAUAUCAGAUGUAAAGGAGGUGGCAUGAAAAGGCAUUUAGUCUCGUCAUCAGGAAAACUGGACCUCCGAAUGGGCUCUACUUAAACAAAUAAUUCGAGACCUCCACAGACAAAAGCAAUGGAGCGCCAGAGACAGGUAUUAAAACGAGUGGGAACAAAAUAUAAACGUUAUGAUGUUACAACAUUUGAGUAACAAUCAAUAAAGAACUGAGUUAGGCUACAUACAUUCAUGACGAAUCUAUCGAUUGAAUGCGCACAUUUAGCUAAACGGAUUCGAGGAUUUCCGCAUAUUAUACUAACCGGGAAAUGCUGUUUUGGUUCCCAGUUAUGUAAAAUUUCAAUUAAAUGCUGACUCUCAAAUAGCCGCCUGUCCCUUUUUAAUAGCCAGGGCAUCGGUACACAUUUCAGCAAAUAAACGCCUGUUUCAAAUAAACGCCCCAUUAAAUGAAUUGUUUACGAGGUUACCAUGUCAUGUGAUGUCAUGUACAUAAAAAAAAUAUCAUGUUGAUUGCCAUGGCGCCACCAAGAAGAAAAUACGACAUCAAAUUCAAGCUAGCAGUGAUCAAAUUCACAGAGCAAAAUUCGGGCGAGGCAACAGCCAGGCAUUUUGGAAUUGAUCCAAAACGAGUGAGAGAAUGGCGAAGUCAAAAAUUCGAACUUCAACGUUUGUCUGAGGUGGAUCAGAAGAGGGCGAGACUGCAAGGUGGGGGGAGGAAAAAGGUUAGCGAGUAGCUGGAGGCUAGUCUUUGCAAGUCUGGGGCGUAUUCAUUACGCCAAUACAGUUGCAAAACGUUUCUUAAACGGAAGCAAACGGGGAGGGACCUACCGGAUUUUGUCCAAUAGAAACUCUCGUUUUAGUUCCAACCAACGUUCCGUUUAGCAACUGUUGGACUAAUGAUUACACCCCUGAUCUGCGACGGACAACAGUGUGGUAGUCUUCAACAUUUUAUUGAGCAAAAUCUGUGUACAUUAAGGAAGUAGACACUUGGCUCCAAUAGAAGCCGGUCUCUAAUAAGCGCCGGUUGUGUUGCUUUAUCGUUUGACGUUCUGGGGUUUAUUCAUUAGUUGCAGACCUUUGCAAAACGUUUCGCAACGGAAACCCGUUUAGCGUUAACUCUAGGAACCAAAUGUAAGGAAACGUGGAGUGACCAACCUGAAAUGGUCCAAUAUAAACUCUAGUAUAAACGUUCCGUUUGAAGUAAACGGUGUCCGUUGAGAAACGCAACAGACCCUGAUGUGAAAUAAAACGUAUUUAUUAACAGUUUUAUCAAACGUGUAGUUUGCUAAUUUGGCUAGUCCAGCAUAGAUCUGAAGGAAAAGGCUUUGACUGUAGAGAGAGCAUAAAUAGGAAGCGAUGGGACGCGCUAAAAGUAGCACGAUAUAUGUACAUGUCGGCUAUGCAAAGCAGUAUUCAAAUACAACAACGGCAUCACUUUACAUUAACAUUUUAUUCAUUUAGCAGAUGCUCUUAUCCAGAGCAAUUUACAGGAGCAAUUAAGGUUAAGUGCCUUGCUCAAGGGCACAUAGACAGAUUUUUGACCUAUUCGGCUCAGGGAUUAGAACCAGCGACCUUUCGGUUACUGGCACAACGCUCUUAACCACUAAACUACCUGCCGCCCUAAUCCACUACAUGUUAUUUUGAAAAUGAAUACUGUUAUUGACAGUCUAUAAAACCACCCAACAAAUAGACUACUACAGGGGACAACAUGUCAAAUGUAAAGCUUCAAUAAAACAUUUAAAAACGAAAUAGCAGUUCCACCUCUUGUUUUCGUAUACAUCUGGUGGGGGAAAUGCAACACAGAAAUAUUAUCUUCUGCAUAAAUUUACAUGGUUAAUAGCAAUUGCAAAUCUUAUUGAAAUGUGACAUACCAUAAUGUUAUUUUUUUUAAUGGUUGUGUGGUAUGAAUUGUUUUUCUUCAGACAUUAAAGUUAAAAAGAGAAGCUGCAAUAAAAAGAGAAGCUGCAAUAGAGGCAGAGAAGACCAUGUCCAAGAGCACAUAUGAGGAAGAUGAGGAGGAGGAGGAGGGGCAGCGCCCAAAGACUGGGAUGUCAGUGGGUAUCAUGUAUAUUGGAAGAUAACAUUGGUAAUAGGCCCACUGUAUUAGAUUAUCUCAGAGCCCAGAACCAAAUCUUGUCUGUUAUGACAGACUAUAGGUUAUAUAUUUAGUUCAUAUAAAAGUUUGAUUUUACAGUUAAAAAUGGCCAAGCCUUUGCAAGACUGUUCUUCAGUGUUCUGAUGGUUUGUUAACAUUGUAUUUCUGUGUUCCUACCUUCCCCCAGGCAAGAUCCCAAUACUUCAGAGGUAGCCAUGACAGAAGGUUGUUUUCUGUUGUUUUUGUUGUAUCAGUUUCAAUCUAAGAUGUCCUCUAUAGUCACUUAUGUCAACUUUCAGAUGGUCUCAUAGGACGAACCCUGUGGUUAUGAUGUCACUCACAAUAUUCCUGUUUUUAUGCUGUAGACGGGGCUGCAGAGCAGUUUGAGUUUCAGUAUGGACUGGAGGGAGCAACAUUUAAGAAUGAGAAUGGGGAGGUGAGUUGGCACUUAACGCAAAGUAGUGAUUGAAUGAGCAGGGUUUUUUCGCUGUCCCCUACCUCUUUCACUCUUGUAGUUAGCUACAGUACUUUUGCUCUUUUCUUCUACUCUGACCCCUUCUUUUUUCUGUGCAGUGCUCAAAGAGCCAUCUGUCCAUCAUCAAAGUGGAACAACUGGACCCCCUUCUCCCUGACCAAAACAGUACGUUUGUGUGCAUGUCUACUAUAACAGAAGGAGAAUAAAGGACCAUCAUAUUAGGAGGUGUGUUGGCUCCUUGGUUUGGACUGGGAUAGGUCAACCUGUCUACAUAUCCAAUGUGCACUUAUCAGGAGUCAACUCAAUUCUUUCCCCAGACUCCAGCUGUGGUUCUGGGUCACCUAGGGAUUCUGGGCCUCCUGGCUCAUCUGGUUUUGGGUCCAGUAUGAGUCCAGCUGCACAGUUCUUCAGGAAAUGCCACCAGGCAGGCUGCACACAGUUCAUCUUCUCUGAGUUCGCCUCCCGCCUCAACACCGUCACUGAGAGGAUUUCAUCCCAGCAGGCCAGCGAAGAAGGUGAGACAGAAUAAUACAAUAGACUACUAUUAAAUACAGUGCAUUCGGGAAAGUAUUCAGACCCCUUGACUUUUUCCACAUUUUGUUACAUUAGUCUUAUUCUAUAAUGGAUUAAUUAACAAAAUCUAUCUACACAAUACCCCAUAAUGACAACGUGAAAAGUUUUUUUUUUGAAUGUUUUGAAAAGUUAUUAAAAAUAAAUAACAGAAAUACCUUAUUUACAUAAGUAUUCAGACCCUUUUCUAUGAGCCUCAAAAUUGAGCUCAGGUGCAUCGUGUUUCCAUUGAUCUGUUUCCAUUGAUCAUCCUUGAGAUGUUUCUACAACUUGAUUGGAGUCCACCUGUGGUAAAUUCAGUUGAUUGGACAUGAUUUGGAAAGGCACACACCUGUCUAUAUAAGGUCCCACAGUUGACAGUGCAUGUCAGAGCAAAAACCAAGCCAUGAGGUCAAAGGAAUUGUCCAUAGAGCUCAGAUCUGGGGAAGGGUGCCCUUUCUGCAGCUUUGAAGGUCCCCAAGAACACAGUGGUCUCCAUCAUUCUUAAAUGGAAGAAGUUUGGAACCACCAAGACUCUUCCUAGAGCUGGCCGCCCGGUCAAACUGAGCAACGGGAGAAGGGCCUUGGUCAGGGAGGUGACCAAGAACCCGAUGGUCACUCUGACAGAGCUCCAGAGUUCCUCUGUGGAAAUGGGAAAACCUUCCAGAAGGACAACCAUCUCUGCAGCACUCCACCAAUCAGGCCUUUAUAGUAGAGUGUCCAGACGGAAGCCACUCCUCAGUAAAAGGCACAUGACAGCCCGCUUGGAGUUUGUCAAAAGGCAACUAAAGGACUCUCAAACCAUGAGAAACAAGAUUCUCUGGUCUGAUUAAACCAAGAUUGAACUCUUUGGCCAGAAUGCCAAGUGUCACAUCUGGAGGAAACAUGGCACAAUCCCUAUGGUGAAGCAUGGUGGUGGCAGCAUCAUGCUGUGGGGAUGUUUUUCAGUGGCAGGGACUGGGAGACUAGUCAGGAUCGAGGUAAAGAUGAACAGAGAAAAGUACAGAGAGAUCCUUGAUGAAAACCUGCUCCAGAGCGCUCAGGACCUCAGACUGGAGAGAAGGUUCACCUUCCAACAGUACUGAGUAGGCCUCCCGAGUGGCACAGUGGUCUAAGGCACUGCAUCGCAGUGCUAGCUGUUCCACUAGAGAUCCUGGUUCGUAUCCAGGCUCUGUCGUUGCCUGCCGCGACCGGGAGACCCAUGGGGCGGCGCACAAUUGGCCCAGCGUCGUCCAGGGUAGGGGAGGGAAUGGCCGGCAGGGAUGUAGCUCAGUUGGUAGAACAUGGCAUUUGCAACGCCAGGCUUGUGGGUUCGAUUCCCACGGGGGGCCAGUAUGAAAAAUAAUGUAUGCACUCACUAACUGUAAGUCGCUCUGGAUAAGAGCGUCUGCUAAAUGACUAAAAUGUAAAUGUAAAGGGUCUGAAUACUUAUGUAAAUGUAAUAUUUCAGUUUUCUAUUUGUAAUACAUUUUCAAAAAUUUCUAAAAACCUGUUUUUGUUUUGUCAUUAUGGGGUAUUGUGUGUAGAUUGAUGGGGGGGGGAAAAAACAAUUUAAUCAAUUUUAGAAUAAGACACUAACAUAACAAAAAUAUGGAAAAAGUAAAGGGGUCUGAAUACUUUCCGAAUGGGACUGUAGUGUUGGCUAACUAAACCGGAGCAUGCAAUUUAUAAAGAGCAAUUGCAAACAAUGUUAUUGAAUUGGGACUGGAAAACUGUUUGCUGUACUGUUGUCCAUUGUGAAACUGCACCUUGUUGGAUGUGUGCUUGUAAUGCAAUAUUUUCAUGAUAAGGCCAGUAUAGAGAUUAACAAAAAAUAAUAUCCUGUGUCCACAGAUUUCAACCUCACCCUGAACGUGCUGGAGGCCUCUAGGAUGCUGCCAGAGAUCUUUGCUAAGAGAGACCAAGGUAAAGUAUUUAAACAUCCACAUAAAGUACAAAAUACACUCUCUUUGUGGCGCGUGGAAUAAAGUCCCCAUAAGUUAGUUCCUCAUAGGAAUUCUGGUUCGGAAGCACGAGUAACCUUGCCUGACACCAGAAGACCUACGUUAGCUCCCCGAGCUAAGGCUUAAGCUCGGUGGGCUAACACAGUUAUGUGGCAUGCAGGAGACCCGUCGUACUCAUACUCUGACCGGUAACACCCGCAUGCAUGCAUUAUGACCUCAGCACUGGCCAGUAGACAGACACAGUGCCCAGAGAAUUAAUUUCACCCUAAUGCCCUGUUUAUUUUCCUUUGUUCAGAAAUGGAGAAGAGACUGAAUGAUCUGCAGAGAGAGACUGAAGCGGUGAGGACUGCCAGAUCUGCCAUGAGAGAUGCCUGUAUCAUGAGCUUCACCCGAUCAUGACGGCACACUGCUGAAGAUCAAAGCAGUUUUAUAAGGUGUUAUAACUAGGGCCUGGAGUUUUCCUUGACAAUGUGACCGGACUAGGAAAGUAUAGGACCUGAAGUUUUCCUGGUCCGAUCAUGUGUACAGGAAAAACCUCACACCCCAAUUUUAACAGAAUGUAAAUAUUUCAAACCUUUUAUAUUUGCCAUAUUUUUCUACCUUUGUGUUCAAACAUUUAACUCUGUGAUAUUUGAAAACAGUUUGUUGUACCCUGGCUACUGAGAUGGGUGAUAUAUUAUACAUUAAGUGAGUAAUAGGCGAUAUAAUGUUGUGACAUACAUUGGUUCUGGGUUCCGAGGUUAUUGGCGUUUUAUUCAUGUUAAGUAGGUGAUGUUUAGUGUCCGUCUCUGUGCUGUAUGUACUUUGUGCUUACUAACCCUUCACAGGUUAAAUAUGUCCUUAUACUGUAUGUGUGAACCAGUAUCUCUACAUUUCUCAAUGGAUGGGUACUACAUUUACUGUAAGACUAAUUCAUUAGGAAUACACUGUAAUAUAGUAUACUUGAGGAAAGCUGAGAACUGUGACAUGUAAUGAGAAUGCAUUAAACUUUUGUUAUGUAAAUUAGUCGUGAUGACAUUUCAGAUCUGAAAUGUCC